Messenger RNA from Camelina sativa (false flax), 382 nucleotides. NCBI's taxonomy places the organism in Eukaryota, Viridiplantae, Streptophyta, Magnoliopsida, Brassicales, Brassicaceae. The record is from RefSeq and is a predicted model, not a curated record.
UAUAGCUUUGUUUCCGCUCACAAGAUUUAUAUUCACAAUUCUUUUCAUCUCUCAUACCGGCCAACGCAAAGAAACAAUGUCGAACGUUGUAGUAAUCGCUCUUGUUCUCGUCGCAGCAUCGCUAACAGGACAUGUGUCAGCACAAAUGGAUAUGUCUCCAUCUUCAGGACCAUCGGGAGCACCAGACUGCAUGACGAACCUAAUGAACAUGACGGGCUGUCUCUCUUACGUUAUGGCCGGAGAAGGCGGAGGUGCGGCCAAGCCGGACAAGACUUGUUGUCCUGCGCUAGCGGGGCUAGUGGAGAGCUCGCCGCAAUGCUUAUGUUACCUCCUCUCCGGAGACAUGGCGGCUCAGUUGGGAGUCCAGAUUGACAAGGCAAAG